This is a messenger RNA of Gadus chalcogrammus (walleye pollock), 1011 nucleotides long. RefSeq names its product ADP-ribosylation factor-like protein 6-interacting protein 4. Gene Ontology annotation, cellular component: nucleoplasm. The coding region runs from base 1 to 1011 and encodes 336 amino acids. The transcript has 6 exons. NCBI's taxonomy places the organism in Eukaryota, Metazoa, Chordata, Actinopteri, Gadiformes, Gadidae. The record is from RefSeq and is a predicted model, not a curated record.
AUGCCUUCGUCCGCCCUUGCUGCACACCUUCAGGUGGUAUACGCUGUAGUGUGCUGCAGUGAUGGGUCUGACUUUGAGUCAGACACAGUACACCAGCCUACUAAAAGAGUAGCAGCUCAAGGUUCUUCAGUAGCUCCAACAGCUAUUUCAUCUUUGAAGCGCAGCAAACAAGAAAACGUUGUCUGGAAGCUAAAGCUGGAGAAUGCAAAAGAAAAAAUUAAGUCCUUGGAGAAUGAAAGGGACUUCUUAAGGAACCAACUGUCUGAGGCUUUGGCGCUUGCAAAUAAAGAGGACCAAGUGACGGCAGCGCCCUCCUUGCACGAAAAGAGUAUUGAAAAAUCCUCUUCCUCCUCCACCUCCUCCUCAUCCUCCUCCGACAGUUCCUCCUCUUCCUCAUCAUCUUCUUCAGAAAGAGGGAAGAAGAAGAAGAAGAAGAAGAAGAAGAAGAAGAAGAAGAAGAAGAAGAGGAACAACAGCAACAACAAAAAAGACAGCAAGAAAAAAAAAGGGAAGAAAGGAAACAAAAAGAACACCAAGAUAGGAAAGAGAGUCCUCACCCCAGAAGAGUCCAUGGAUCGCUACAGGCGCGUCUUUGUAGCAGUGAAAAAGGGCAUGACAAAAACUGAGGCAUACGUCAAAGUCGGGGUUGACCGAAAAACGGUAGCAGCAACGGUCGCCAUUUCGGAGCUACACACUGUUGACAAAGACCUGUAUGACCAGCUGAUGGCAUCAAUGCCCAAGGGAGAGACACUUUAUCUUUUUUUGGCAAAAUGUAACCUAGAAAUUUUUGGCAGGAACCUUCAGGAUAAGGUGAAUGAAAAAAAAAAGCAACGGGGAACUUUUGCAAAUUGGACAACGGGCAUAGUAAAGAAGAGAGCAGGUUUUUGUUUUGUUUUUAGGGUGCCUUUUUUUUGUUCCAUUUUAAAAUGCCCUUUUUUUUGGUUGAUUUGUUCAGUGACAUCGAGAAAUGCCUUGUUAAAAGAGUGUGGAAACUACACAGAUGCGAUGUGA